AUGCCAUCAUUCUCAGACAGUUUCUGGUCUGAUGAUUUAUCAUCAGGACUUGACGUCCUUUUCCAAAAUCUAUAUAAAGGUUGUGACCAAUGUGACUCUUUUAUCCAAUUAUUUGCUUCAAGGAUGCAAUAUGAAGUCUCUUACGGAAGACAACUGUGUGCUGUUAGAUCUGGUAUUGAUAUUGUAGAUACGAACAAUAGUACGUCUAAUGCUUUAGACAAUAUCAUAAAACAAACAGAAUUGGAAGGUGAACAACAUUUAACAAUAGCAUCCAAUAUAGAGUCUUUGGUAUUAAAACCUUUCAGUCAAUGGUGUAACGAUCAUAGAAAAAGAAUUAAAUAUUCACAGAAAACUCUAAUUGAUAACAUAAAAGGAUUUCAAAAGAGCAAUAACUAUGUUAAGAAGUUAUCAAUGGAGUAUAUUAAAAAUUGUAAAAAGUUAGAAGAUUGGAAAAGAAUUCAUUUUAAUGAUGAUGAUUCUUAUAAUAAGGCUAUGAAAAGUUUAGAAUGUUUAAAUAAUUACAAAGUUCAGUUAGAACGUGAAAAGGAAAAUUUGAUAUUUGGUGAAAUUGGUAAGAUAGAAUUUGAUAAUAAAAGUUUGAGGCAACUAUUAAAGUUGUUGUUAUUAGAAUUACCUAAGACAGAAUAUAAAUUACCCUUGAUUAAUUUUAAUUUGCAAAAUACAAAUAAUGGUUAUGAGAUCACAAAAUUUUUGUUGGAGAAUAUGUCAUUGAAAGAUUUUGAUCAAGCUGAAGAGUUUGGUCAAGAUCUUUUAAAUUUUGGGUUUCUUAAGUAUUGUAAUGGUAUGGGUAAUAGUUUUGUGAAUUCAAAAAAAUUUCAGUAUCAGUGGAGAGAUUAUGCCUACAAUUUUGCCCAAGUUCCUAUUCCAAAUAAAAAUAAUGAAGAUAACUUGUCAAAUUCAUCUCAAUUUGAACGCUAUUUAUCUCAGACGAAAAAAACUUUGGCCACAAUAAAAAUAUCUGACAAUAUACCUUUGAAUUCGAACCAAACAAAUGCAACAGAUAAUCAAAUCACUUCAUUAGAAGAACCAACAGUAACAGAGUAUGAAAGUGAAUUGUUUAAAUUGUUAGAUGAUGUAGCAAAAUCAGAUAGUAAAUAUUUUAAAGAAUGUCAUAAAAUGGAUUCAUUAAGGUGUUCAAUUGAAGAACUUAUGAUUGAUCAUCUUUCAUUUAUGGAAAAAUGUGAACUUGAUAGAUUAAAGGCUAUUAAGAAAGCGACUAUGGACUUUUGUUCUACAAUAGGUAACAAAAUUGCCAUUAUGAAAUUACAGAUUGAUAAAAAUAUUGACUGUCAGGACACCAUUGAUCCAGAAAAUGAUUUGUUAGAGUUGAUUACUACUUAUAAUACUGGUUUAUUCCAACCAAAAGUUAUUACUUAUAAUAAUUAUUAUAACCCAGGUAUUUAUCAAAACUUUGGUAUUGAUUUGGAGACAAGAUGUAGAUUAGACAAAAAAGUCGUGCCACUUAUAAUUAGCGUCCUUCUCUCACGUAUGGAUCAAAUUUAUCCUGAUUUGGAAAAUGAUAAAAUUAGAGUUUCUGCAUGGAUUGACCGUGUCAAAUUAAGUUUAACGCAUGAAUUGAGAAAGAAAUUAAACCAAACUCAAUUCAAGGAGGAAGCAGAGAUACUAAACAUUUUAACUGAAGGACAAUAUGAACCCAGCGUAAUUGCUAGUGUUAUUAAGUUGUACUUACUGGAAUUACCUGAACCUUUGAUAUCAAAUGAAUUACUUGAUAUUUUAAGAGCAUUAUAUGAAAAAUAUCCACCAGCAGUAGGAAUAGAUGUGAUUACAGAGCCAGUAAAAGAUAAUGACAAAAUUCAAAUGUAUGCUUCAGACAAUAGCCAUAAUAAUGAUAAUGUUGAUAACACUUUGAGCAAUUCUGAAAAUAAAAGGAUAACAGGAUUAUAUACUACGUUAUCAUCUUUAUCGAAACCACAUUUAGCUACAUUGGAUGCAAUUACAACACAUUUUUAUAGAUUAUGCAAAAUUAUUAAAAUGGCAAAUCCUAAGGAGAAAUGUAUAUCUGUAUUAAAGGAAGAUACAACAAUCAAUAAUGACACGUUGGCUACAGAGGACAUGGGUUCUUAUGUCUCUGCUGAAUACUUUGUUAAUGAAAUUUCUAGAGAAUUUGCACACUGUAUUAUUCAUGCUAAAGUGUUUGAUGAUAAUAACUUAGGAUUCAAAAUAUUCCACGAUUUAUUAACCUACAAGAAAUUAAUAUUUAAGCAAUUAAAGAGACAAGUAUCUACAACAAAAUCUUAG
Messenger RNA from Arxiozyma heterogenica, 2280 nucleotides. It is a transcript of the gene RGD2, whose product is annotated as GTPase-activating protein RGD2. The record is from RefSeq and is a predicted model, not a curated record. Gene Ontology annotation, molecular function: GTPase activator activity. The transcript has a single exon. Gene Ontology annotation, biological process: small GTPase-mediated signal transduction. Gene Ontology annotation, cellular component: division septum; plasma membrane; cytoplasm. The coding region runs from base 1 to 2280 and encodes 759 amino acids. Lineage: Eukaryota; Fungi; Ascomycota; Saccharomycetes; Saccharomycetales; Saccharomycetaceae.